AUGGUUGAGGAGAUGGUAGUUCUUAAAGAUGUUAUCAAGGCUAAGUUAGAGGCUAUUGGGCAGAAGAAUAGAGCGAAUGCUGAUAAAUGUAGGAAGGUUAAAGUUUUCAAUAUCAAUGAUAAUGCUUAUGUGGUAGCUCUCCCAGAUGCCAUGAAUAUAUCCAAUACUUUUAAAGUUGUUGACAUUCAUGAUUAUAAAGCAGAUGAGACUCUUUAUCAAGAAGAGAACUCGGGGUCGAGUUCUUCAGAGGUGGAAGAUACUGAUGUAGGAAGGAUGGCUACAUGUAUCGACAAAGAAGUCGCGCGUCAGAAAGCAUUUUAA
Molecule: messenger RNA, 321 nt
Organism: Vicia faba (fava bean)
Lineage: Eukaryota; Viridiplantae; Streptophyta; Magnoliopsida; Fabales; Fabaceae
Source: the annotation of a GenBank genome assembly